Messenger RNA from Eutrema salsugineum, 3540 nucleotides. RefSeq names its product protein CHROMATIN REMODELING 24. Gene Ontology annotation, molecular function: ATP-dependent chromatin remodeler activity; ATP binding; DNA translocase activity. The record is from RefSeq and is a predicted model, not a curated record. The transcript is spliced from 22 exons. Bases 103 to 3384 code for a protein of 1093 amino acids. NCBI's taxonomy places the organism in Eukaryota, Viridiplantae, Streptophyta, Magnoliopsida, Brassicales, Brassicaceae.
GGGAUUCCAAUACAUUCUUUCUCUUCUUCUCAGUCCUUUUUCCCCCACUAUUACAAUCGUCUCAUCGGAAAACACAAACCCAUCUCCAGAAACAGUGUAGCAAUGGCGGAAAACACGGCCAGCCAUAGAAGAAAGCCUCAGAGCUUGAACGAUCGACACUAUCGUCUCCUCCAGGAUCUUUCUGCGGCUCCUAAACAGCCUCCAUCUUCUUCCCAAGAAGAAGAUGAAGGAACGAAAAAGUCCAUGAUUAAGCUCGCUGGGAGACGUCGUCUCUGCAAAGCAUCGCCGAAGGAAGAUGUAGCCGAUGGAGAUGACGAUCCUGAUCUGGCCGAUUUCGAUUCCACAGGUAAAGGAGAUACACCACUCGAGGGAGCUGGAGCUGGAACUGCGAAAAACUCCACAUCUUGGGAUGAAUCGAAGGAAGCUAACACAGUGAUGGGUGACGAGCCCAACUUUUCGAUAAUCACAGAUUUUGGUUCGCCUUCCCCUCAGUUUAAGCAAAAGGAGGAAAGGCAAGAUGGUGGAGGAAAGAAUGAGAUUCUGGAUAUUUUGGAUGAUUUGACCUCUAAACUUGGGACAAUGUCGAUUCAGAAGGUUAAAGAUAACCAAAGGAAUGACACUGAUGCGGGUCCAGUUAAGAGCCGGGUUAAUGAUUUUGAUUCUGAGACCGUCAAAUCCUCAUUUUCCUUGAUAUCCGAGUCCUCGUCAGAUGUGGUUAGCACAGGUAAUGCUGGUGCUGAUAGUCUCAAUGACAGGCAAGGAAAUGUUGGUUUUGCCACUCGGGAAGAGAAAAUGAGUUAUGAGUCUGCAGGUGAAUGGGGUGAAAGCAUUUCAAAUGUUGGAAAACAAAACUCAUUUUCUGGUCAGCACUAUGUUGGUAAGUCUCAAGAGUAUAGAGAGGGAUCCAAUCUCGACCGUGGGAAGGGCCAACACAAGGAAGUCGACCAAAGUCUUAAGACGACUAGACAUAUUGAGGUCAGUGAGAAGCUAAGAUCAGUCGGAAGGUCGAAUGCUGCUAAGCUAAGAGAAUUAGAUGACGACGAUGAUGAAGAUGACUGUGUCCUUUUGACUGGGAGAAAGGCGGCUGAAAUGAAAAGCCAUAUUGAAAAGCCUAAAAAGCCAGCUCGGUCUUACAACAUUGAAACACAUAGUUAUGAUGAGAGAGCGUUGGAGGAUGAAGGGUCUAUCACUUUAACUGGCCCCAAAUGUUCUUACACAUUGCGUGGAAAGAUAGCAACCAUGUUAUAUCCACACCAGAGAGAAGGGUUGAAGUGGCUGUGGUCAUUGCAUAUCCAAGGUAAAGGUGGAAUUCUUGGAGAUGAUAUGGGAUUAGGUAAAACUAUGCAGAUAUGUAGUUUUCUUGCUGGUUUGUUCCACUCAAAAUUGAUCAAACGUGCUCUAGUAGUGGCACCGAAAACCCUGUUGCCUCAUUGGAUGAAAGAAAUAGCUACCGUUGGACUUUCACAAAUGACUAGGGAGUACUACGGCAAUUCUACGAAGGCCCGAGAAUAUGAUCUUAACCACAUUCUACAGGGCAAAGGAGUUCUUCUAACGACCUAUGAUAUCGUAAGGAACAAUACGAAGGCUUUGCAAGGUGACCACUUUUAUACUGAUGAGGAUGACGAAGAUGGAAUCAAAUGGGACUACAUGAUCCUGGAUGAGGGACAUCUUAUUAAGAAUCCCAGUACACAAAGGGCCAAGAGUUUGCUUGAGAUUCCAAGUUCCCACCGUAUAAUAAUAAGUGGUACACCGAUCCAGAACAAUCUUAAGGAAUUGUGGGCUCUCUUCAACUUCAGCUGCCCUGGGCUACUUGGUGACAAGAAUUGGUUUAAGCAGAAUUAUGAGCAUUACAUUCUUCGUGGAACUGACAAAAAUGCCUCUGAUAGAGAACAGAGGAUAGGCUCAACAGUAGCAAAGAACUUGAGGGAGCAUAUUCAACCUUUCUUCCUGCGGCGCCUAAAGAGUGAGGUCUUUGGUGAUGAUGAUGCAACCUCCAAACUUUCAAAGAAGGACGAGAUUGUUGUAUGGCUACGCUUGACAGCUUGCCAGAGGCAAUUAUAUGAAGCUUUCUUAAAAAGUGAAAUUGUGCUGUCAGCUUUUGAUGGUUCGCCUCUAGCAGCUCUAACGAUUCUGAAGAAAAUAUGUGACCACCCGCUUCUCUUGACUAAGAGGGCUGCUGAGGAUGUCCUCGAAGGAAUGGAAUCAACAUUAACACAAGAAGAAGCAGGCGUAGCAGAGAGAUUGGCUAUGCAUAUUGCAGACAAUGUGGAUACAGAUGAUUUUCAGACCAAAAAUGACAGUAUUUCUUGCAAAUUGUCAUUCAUCAUGUCACUACUGGAAAAUCUGAUUCCAGAAGGGCACCGUGUUCUAAUCUUCUCCCAGACACGCAAGAUGCUUAAUCUCAUUCAGGAUUCUCUUACCUCCAACGGUUAUAGUUUCUUGCGAAUUGAUGGUACAACAAAAGCCCCUGAUAGAUUGAAGACUGUUGAAGAAUUUCAAGGUGGUCAUGUGGCUCCCAUCUUUCUCUUGACAUCUCAAGUUGGUGGUCUCGGUCUUACUCUCACGAAGGCAGACCGGGUGAUUGUGGUUGACCCUGCCUGGAAUCCAAGCACCGACAAUCAGAGCGUUGAUCGAGCAUACAGAAUCGGGCAAACCAAAGAUGUCAUCGUGUACAGGUUAAUGACCUCAGCAACUGUUGAAGAAAAGAUUUACAGGAAGCAGGUGUACAAGGGAGGGUUGUUUAAAACCGCUACUGAGCAUAAAGAACAAAUUCGCUAUUUCAGCCAACAGGAUCUUCGAGAACUAUUUAGUCUUCCCAAGGGAGGCUUUGAUGUUUCACCUACACAACAACAGCUAUAUGAAGAACACUAUAACCAGAUCAAAUUAGAUGAAACUCUGGAAUCCCACGUUAAGUUCUUGGAAACUCUCGGUAUAGCUGGAGUGAGUCAUCACAGCUUACUCUUCUCGAAGACUGCUCCUGUCCAACCAAUACAGCAAGAAGAAAUAGAAGAAAUAAGGAGAGGAACAACGUCAUUUGUGGGACGGCCAUCUGCAAGUUCUUCACAAGACACCAUGGUCAAUGGGGCCGAGUAUGCUUUCAACCCAAAGGAUGUGAAAUUGAACAAGAGAAUCAACAUUUCCCCAAUCGAUGACAAUGACUUGUCGGAAAGCGAAAUUAAAGCAAGAAUCAGUCGGUUAACUAUGAUAUUCGAGAACAAGAAUACGAUCUCAAAGUUACCUGAUGGAGGAGCCAAAAUAAAAAAGCAGAUUGAUGAAUUGACUCGAGAGCUCAAAGAAAUCAAAGCCGCACAAAGCAACGAUAUGCCUCAAGUUAUUGACUUGGAGGACAUAAGUCAGAAGAUGCACAAAGGAUUGAAUCUGUAGAGUAAGACACAAGUCAAGAUGCACAAAAAGCAAUAACCCUCAUGGUAACACUUUGUGGUUUUUUCUUUCUAUUUUUGUGUUCUUUAUCAAAUUUUGGUUUGUUGGAUUGAGAAGUCAAUUACCAAAUGGCUUACUAUAAAAAAGGUCAACGUUAUU